AUGGCCACCAAACAGUCGAAGAAGGGAAAGAAAAUUCAACUUUUCAAAAGCCGAAAGAUUAUAGGAUCGUUUUACGCAAAGUAUUUUACGUUGAUUCGCUAUAUACGUAAGGUCCAGCAGGAUAAGGCUCUUCAACUCAUCCAAGAUGGCGAUCCUGAGGAGUAUCGCCGUCUUCUGAAAACGACUUUGAUCGCAGUUCCUCGGGAUCAGCCGGUUACACCGCCAUUCAAGCCAAGUACAGCACAAUGGUUUACCCUCAAGGAAAUAAUUGUUAGAGUUAUUGAACACUUUUGUCGAGGGAACAAGACGAAUGUCCUAGCAUACGGCUUUGAGUCGUUAAGUGGUUAUGGAAAUAAGGGAACAGUGGCUGGGACUGUUGGAAUCCAGAACAGCUACCCCAACACUGUUGUAAGUUAUUUGCGAACCGCGAGAGCCUGGCAGCUGCUUCACGAGCGUAUAGGAGACGACUUGAUGAUAUACUUGUUGCAAAAUUUGUCAGUGUUUUUCAAGGUGAACUCGUGUUUUUUCCAAGUCGCUGGUUAUCCCAUUACGAGAUUAAGUCCUAUAACAUCAAAAGAUGUCUUCCCUCCACUCUCUGUCAGAAAAGCAGGUGAAACAAAUGGCGAUAGAGAUGCUUCGAAUGUGAUAUCAAAUAAAAAAUCGAGAAGGGGUGGCAAGCGAGCGCGAAGAUAUGGUGAAAAUGUCAGGGCUAAAGUAAGCUGCUCUAAAUUAGCUGAUGUAAUCUCGACUACGGGUCCAGCGACUGUAUUGUCAAGAGCUCCUGUCCGAGUGAACAUAAACAGUAGUAACGAUGAUACUCAUCUCGUUGAAGUGUCCCAGAGCAGUGGAAAAAGAAAGCGUGACAGUUUGGACAGUGGUGGUGUUUCAAGAGAUAAUCCAAAUCCAUCGAAAAAGUCGAGGACAAAUUCAAACGUCUUCAAAAAUAACUCGCCCUUGUUCCUUAAAGGCGUUCUGGUCCAUAAUGAAAUUUCAGCAAAGACAUCUUUGGAGAGCGCGACUGCUGGUACAGUUACUGAUGCAGACCAGGGUAAUCUUUGGAAAGAAAAUUCCGAUGUAGUAACGUCAAAUACCACUGACUUUGUAGAUUCAUCUGAAACUCAGAAGAACGUUUUCGGCCAAACCUUCCGAGAAGAACCGAACGAACAGAGUGUCAAGGAUAAGGGUGGUGUAGUUUUCCAACAGACUGUUGGUGUUGGAGAAAAAACACAAAUUCAAACGUUAAAAAGAAAGAAGUGUGUUUCUAGUGCGAUGAAAGUCGAGAAGGAGAAAAAGAAAGCAGUGGGUGGAAGUAAACCGUGGAAAUAUCUAACAAAGUUUCUUCCCAAGUCUAGUGGGCGAAGUGAACCUGCAAGGACAGGACAACGAAAACAGACGGCUCAUAGUAACAGCCAGCUCAAAGAGACAAAUAAUCAACAGAUUGAUUAUAACAGAGGAUGCUCAAGUUUGAAGAAAAACAGAAAGAGUAUCUGUUUGAACGAAAUAUUUAUACCACGCUCAAAUUUGUUUUAUACCUCAAAUCUUUCCCAAACGUUCCCAAAGAACCAUAUUGUGGAGUCAUUACCAGUGAGUAUGGCCGGAGCGCGCAAACUGGUUCAACACAUUUUUCUGCAAGGUGCGUCUUUGGGCGCCUGCAGAGAUCGGGGAGGGAUAAGGAAAGAUGAAAGAAAAGAGCAAAGUGUCGUGAAUCAAGCGGCUGUUAAAAACCCUGAUGGGUCUAAUACUUUGAAACUUACCACACGAAGGAAACGGAAGCCUCUUCGUUUGCCCAGAAGGCUGAAGACUAUAGUACCAACGCUACUGAAGUUUCUGGCAAGGCACCAGAAGUGUCCAUUUAGAACUUUGGUGAAGGUGUAUUGCCGUUACGAUCAUGGAAGACAAGCGAUCAAGAAUGAAAAAAAGAGAAGGAUGUUACGAAGGAUUCCUUUUAGCGUAAACGUAGUGUAUCACAAGUUAUCUCUUAAGGGUCGAGCUAAGUUUACGCAAAGGAAGCGUCGCGAGAGAAAGGCAAAGGUUAACUUGUUGAGGUAUCGUCGAGCUGUAAGAAUGUUUACAGAACAUGAUCAGGUAGAUUUUUUACAUUAUAGGAGUAUGAACUUGCUUUACGUUAUUAAGGCCGGGAUACAACAGGUGAUAAGUCCCAGCAACUCAGUGUUGUGAAUGUCAGUUUGGAGUCAAACAGACCAAUCCUAAGGUCACAGCUUCUAUUCCGGCUAAGCUUUCUCAGCCUCAGUGCAUUUUCAGACAUCGAGAACUUACCUCUAAAAACCUUUAUUCUCCGACGACCAACGCUGAAUCUCAUGAUUUAUUUGUUUCAGGUGGUGGACUUUCUGAAGUGUAUCUGCAACAAAGUUGUUCCAAAAGAACUCUGGGGGUCUUCAGGAAACAAAGAAACAUUCUUUCGAAAUCUUGCGAAGUUCAUUCACCUCUAUCGGGGAGAAAAGUUCACCCUAGCCCAGAUGAUGAUGGGAAUCAAGGUUUCUUGCUGCAAGUGGCUUCAGGUGAAGAAAAGCGGAAAUAGAAAGCACGUUGCUCUGUCUGAUUCUGUUAAGCAGCUGGAGCUUUUAGCUCUGUUCAUCUGGUGGUUGGUAACCAGUUAUCUCGUGAUUGUGCUGAAAACCUUCUUUUAUAUCACGGAGACUGGUAUUCAUCGCCAAAGGGUUGUUUAUUACAGAAAGCCUAUCUGGAAAACGAUCCAACAGUUUGGUCUUGACACAUUUUGCGGUGAGUUCUUCAAACCGUUGAAAACCGCUGAAGCUGAGAAUCUUCUUCGCGCGCAAAGCUCAUUGGGAUUCUCCCUGCUCAGGUUUAUACCGAAGACGUCAACUGUGCGCCCUAUUACCAACAUGCGUCACCGUCCUUCAAGCAAGGAGCCAAUCAGCGUUCAGAAUCAGCUUUCAGUGAAUUCAAAACUGAAGAAUUUGUUUGAAGUUAUUAAGUUCGAGAAAGAACGGAACCCAGAAAAGAUGGGAGCUACUUUGUUUGGAACUGAUGAUCUUUACCGGGCGCUUAAGCCGUUUGCCAUUCGCGUACGCUCACGUCUGGAGGGAAAACCGCUGUAUUUUGUCCACGUCGACGUAAGCCACUGCUACGAGUCUAUCCUGCAUCAAAAACUCUUUGACACCAUGAAGGAAGUAUUGGAGGAGGAAGAGUACCUCAUUCGACGGUUUGCCUUAUUGCGCAUGUCUGGUGGAAAGGUCUACAGGUGAGGAAGGCUGAGAGCCACAAAAGAGACUGCAUUUAACGAAUUCCCCCUUGUCCCUCCUCCCUCGCCGAGCAUGAUUAGUUCUUCACGUGACUAACUUAGGGUAUAAGUGCCCAAAAAGGGCUUUGGUAAAGUAACACCGGCGAAUAAUGAGGAUAACGUUGAUUAAAAAAAGGGGGGAAUUGUGACUGUCGGUUGACUUCAUACACGAUUUUAAUCUUAUUUCUUCAGUUUAAACUUAUUUAUUGUUGAUUACAUAAAGAAAACUUCAACGAAACUGCGAGAUUUAAAAGCAUCUAACAAAGAUUUCUAAGAUUUCUAGAUUUCUUUCUGGUAAGAUCGGCUCGUAACCUGGGGAGUUCCUUGGGGUUUUAUUCUAAAAGUUUAGCCGAAGAGGGCCCAGUGCUCCCCAAGAAAGGGAAUCUCCCUUAAAGGUGUCUUAACGUAUUUGAUAAUCUAGUAAAUGAGAAAACGAAGAAGAAAAAAGCAAUUGUAAGCGAGCUUUAUGUAGCACCUCAUAUCAAUCUUGCAGUUAGAUAUGUUUUCGAAUACUUUAUCUCGAAAAAUAGAACUUAAAAUACUACUCAUACUUGGGCACAAGAUUUUACACUCUAUCUGACGCUUGGACAUAAGUUUUUUGCGGCUUCUCCUUAAUCGUAGAAUUCCGCAAAGCCGCGCUGUAGAAUGCACUCUGGUUCCUCAAGGUUAAAAUUAAGCCCAGCUUAUCCUCCGUUGACCCUUUGACCUCUAAGAGUGACAAGAAUCUAAUUUCUCCUUACAAUAUCACCUCUUAAUAAACAUUAAGGUCAUAAGAAUAAAGGAGAUGAUCACCUACUAAAGAAGUUCUUGAUUUUUACGUUGAGCGUUGGCAGUUCUUGCUGAACGACGCGAAGUCGUGUUAUCUUUUUUGAUGCAAACUAACAUUAUUAGACAGUCUCACUAUCGCUGUGUUUAAAAUUGCUCUUUCUAAAAUUGUAGAGAGUUCUCUAAGCACGUCAGUACCGCAGAUGAUUGCCGUUUGUUUCCAGAUUUCUUUCGUUCUCUUGUGGUCGAGUGGAAGCUUAGGCAAGUGGUGGCUGUUGAUAACGUGUGGUAUGUGACAGAGGACCGCGACAAGCUGAUUAAGUUGCUGGAAGAACACAUAUUUAAUAACUUCGUCAGGAUCGGUAACAACUAUUACCAACAGACGAGGGGUAGGUGAAAUAUGAUCUUCUGACCUAAUACUCUUUCUUCUUGGAACUCUAGAAUUUAGAAUGACUGGGAGGUUAUCCGAUAAGAAAACAGUGUUCCUACGUACACAAGUAUUGACGUCUCUGUGAGGUGAUGGGGCAUAAGUGCCUUCGGAUAAAAUUACUGGUCAUAAUGUUCUGUAGCACUUAGUAAUGAUUGUUGCACUUUGUAAUACCUGUUGAACUGUGUAAUAAAAUUGUCUCACGUUGAAAGAAAAAAGCUGUCGCACUCUGUAGUAAAAAAGGCUGUCGCACUCGGUGGUAACAGAAAACAAAUAUUACAAAGUGUGACAAGUAUUACAAAGUACGACAGCUUACUAUUACAAAGUGCGAUGGUCUGCUAUUACAUAGUGCGACAGCUUUUUAAUGACAAAGUACGACAGCUUUUUUUCUUACAAAGAGUGACAAGUGUUAUUGGAGAGUGUUAAAAGUGUUUUUGUAAAUUGAAUAAGAGAGAUGGUAAGUUUUGAGCUCGGAAAACAAAUAGAAAAACUUGUUUUUCGUCUUAUCACGAGCGUGGGACAAAGAAAAAUAUUAUGAGUCUCCAUGAGGAAUUGAACCUCAGACCUUCAGUUUCCGUCCUCCAUUGCUCUAUCACUGAGCGAUAGAAACUCCAUGGUGAGGGAGAUCCAUUACGAAGUUUAUAAAUGACACGCGUCCUGCAUACUGCCAGGAUUAGGAUGUUAUCGGAAAGUGUGACGAUUGUUGUUGCAAAGUGUGACAAAUGUUAUAACAAAGUGUCACAAGUGUUAUUAUAAAAUAUGGCAAGUAUUGCCAAGCGCGACAGGAUUCAUCAUAAUAUCAUGAUCAUCAGCUGAUAGGUGGCAGACGCGAUGGCCGGGCUAAUGUGUUGUGUUCUUUGGCUCGGCACCGUCUUUACUCUCUGCCUCUGACUGGAGGCGUACAGAGGGAGAAGGGGCCAGGGGUACCCGUGACCCCCUUCCCCCCUUCCCUGUGGUAUACUUUUCUUAUGAAAUCAGUAACGUGCAAAUCUUAUACGUCAGGUUGGCGGGUACAUGGCAUUAUUCUUUACCAGUGUAAGAUUCUCCAUCAACUAAUACACAAGGUAGAGCAGCGGUGUCAGGUAAUUCACGCAAGGCGCGCGGAAAUUCAUAAUUUUGACCCCUUAGCUACACCCUUGUUGAUUUAGUUGCAAACAGCAGAAGGUUUCAAGACCAUUCUCUUCUCCGUCAGAGUUAUCAGCAUCACUUUAAAUUCUUACGUCAUAUGAAUGUCUCCCUCAUGUAGGCAUUGCACAGGGCUCCGUCCUAUCAACAAUGCUUUGCGGCUACUACUACAGUCAGAUGGAGAGGACCCACUUGUCAGAAAUAGUCCAAGAUCCAGACUCCCUCCUGUUAAGAUGGGUGGACGACUUUCUGUUUGUCACUCCACACCGUCGGUUGGCCGACAAGUUUCUGAAUACAAUGCAUGCUGGAAUUCCAGAGUAUGGGUGUGUCAUCAAUCAUGACAAAACGUUGACCAAUUAUACCGCGGUCACAGCUGAUGGACACAAGGUGACAAGAAUUGGAGCUAGCGAUCGUUUUCCCUGGUGCGGGUUUCUUUUGGAUACAGUCACACUUGAAGUUUCACCAGACUUGUCCCGGUACACAGGUGAGUUUUACUGAAAGAAGUUAGAGGUAUUUUAAUCCCUCCUCUUUCAUGUGAAGUGAGGUUGAUAAUUGACUACUGAGUAGCUCACUGAGGUAGCGAACCGCCGUUAAGAAUUUUUUACAGAUGAUAUUUCGGGCUGAAGCCCGUCGUCAGAGGCCUAAGUACCUUGUUCUAUCGCAUUUUUUUAUAAUCGGCGCUGUUUGUAAAACCAGUUGUACUUUGAAAUAAAAUUUUCGUACUUUGUAAUACCUGUCCUACUUUGUAAUAACUUUUGUUGCACUUUGUUAUCCAGUUAUCAUAAUUAUUAUUAACAUUAUCAUCUUUUUUAAUAUUAUUAUUAUUAGUACAUGUAGCAACAUGAUUUCUCGUGCAAUUUGGUGCUAAUAAGCGCGGGUAACUUUUUCAAAGUCAAAAUUCUUUGAAGAAUUGUACAAGUGCUUAUUUGCAGCAAACUGCACGAGAAAUGAAAAACGCAUCACAGAAAGUCAAGAAGGACAAAUUUUGGCAGCGCGCGCUAUUUCUAAUUAGCGCUCUUGUUACAUGAAAAAUGCACUCGUUUUCAGCCAAUCAGACACGCGUAAUUUUUUUUUCAUGUAUAUUAUUAAUAUCAGUAUUAUCGUUCUCGUCAACAUCACCCUCACUUCUACGGUCACUUUAACGAUCUCAAUUGUUAUCAUUAUCAUCAUUAGAAUUAUUAUCAUUACUAUUGGUGUUACUAUUAUUAUUAUUAUUAUAUGAUUGUCUUUACUGACAAGGGUGAUGGUUACUUUUGGGCCUACUCGCCUUCCGACAAUAGACAACAAAUUUGUUUCAAAGUGCGACAGCUUUUUAAUUACAAUUGUGGCAAGUAUGAUUCGCAAAGUGUGAUGGUCUGUUAUUACAAAGUACGACAGCUUUUUAUAUUGAAAAUUGUGAAAAUUUGUUACGCAGUGCGACCAUUUUAUCACGAUUAUUGAAAAGCGCCACAGAACACACCUUGCUCCGACAAGGGGCGUGCGCUUUCAGUAUCAGUUGUCUAUCUACCUUAAUUAACUCCUAGCUUCUAAUUACAUUCGAGUAUUAACCACAAAGACAGGAAAAUAAAACCAAAAAAGGUUAAAAAACCAAGAACGAAGUAAAACUGAAACAGGAAGGUGGACCACGCACUUUAGCCGCACCUCAAACCGUCCAAAAACAGCUGAAGAGGUCGCGUUUUGUUGAAAAUGCGCAACUCUGUACGUAAAUGAAAAUGUAGAAACAAAUCUUAAUUCUUUCCGUAAACUUAACUUAUAAGUUCGUAAUCGCGGACGCAGUAAGGCAAAUGAAAGCUUCUAAGAUUCCAUCUUGGUUUAUGAAUUACUGUAGUACUAGACAUUUGUGCUAAUAUCAGGUUUUAAAAUGCACAGGACAAGCCUGGCUUACUGAAUUGACUUGGAAAUGCUCUAAAUUUAAAUUAAAUCGCAAUGGAUUACACGGCUUCUAGAAGCGUUUUUUCCCUGAAAGACGUUUUGAACGAAAAAAAAUAACAUGGAAAAAAGUGAUUAAGUGUGGAAAACAAGAUGCACAUAUUAACUGCCCUAAUCUAUAAAUUGCUUUUCUAGGUUCCUUAUUAAGGGACACAUUGACUGUGUCCCUGGAUGCACAUCCUGGCGAGGCCCUAAGUAAGAAGCUCCGGUACUCCGUGCGCCCGAAGUGCCAUCCAUUGCUGCUGGACCCAAAUAUGAACACGCGCGAAAACACCCUGUUGAACGUGUUCCACGUGUUCCUGUUAACAGCGUACAAGUUCCAUACUUACGUCAAAGAGCUACCAAGAGGUGAGCUGUCAGCCUUCUAGCUUUAAAAUUUUGCCGAGUCACAGAACGCUUGCUGAUUGGUGUCAGAGAAGCGGGUUAUAAUCGUUCACCGCAUUUUGUCGGCUUUAAUUUCGUUAAUGAGGAAAAAAGGCUGUUUUUGUUCGGCAUUUUUAAUCUUUUCACUCCCAGGAGUGAGCAAUGGAUAAUUUCUCGUAGCUUUAUCAACGCAAUGUCAGGUGAUGAGAAGAAAGAAAGUAAAUUUUAUGAUACAGCUUGAUUUGAAACCAAAUUCUCAGAGCUACUAAUAUAUGAGAUGUACGCCAGACAGUAAUGAGAAAUUACAUUUUUAUCUCAGGACUGAAAGGGGUAAAACUUAUAUAAACUUAAAACUAUGCAAACAGAUGUUAUCAAGCAUCAAACGCAAUUAAUUAAAUUAGUUUGCUUCCAAAAAAGGGAUUUUGUAAAUGAUAGCUAGGCAGGAAAUAUGUUUUUAAUUAUUAUUGGUAUUUGGGAGCAAAGAAAAUCCUGAAUGAGCCAUAGCGGUAAGUGGGACAUAAUUUGGCACGUAAUUCUGACUCUGAGUUAAUAGAGCAGGACUCCGGCAAAAUGAUGAUGAUCAAAACUAGAUUAUUACCCAAGGCUGUUCUAUAAACAGAGAGAUGGGUUGCUUUCACAUAAUGAUUGAAGGGGGACAAAAUUAAAAUUGCAUUCGGUUUUCAGGCAUUAGUAAUCAUUUCUUUAUAAUGACAACGCAAAUGAAUUCAAAUUAUUCUUGUUGUCAUUAGAGGGGUGUUGUAUGGACAGCGCUUGUCCUGUGAAGUUAAGAUCGUCGUGAAUGAAAAUUUUCUGGUAGCUAGAUGUGAAAAAAACACAUCUUUCGCCGGUGGAAAGUUCUUUCUUUCAUGCGGAUUGUCACUACAUCCCAAAUAUUUAUUUUGUUGCUAUUUAAAAAUCAAUCUAUUUAAUUUUAAGAUGCGUACAAUUAUCGGCACCUGUUUUCUUGAGAGUAAAUGUAUAUUGCCUCGAUAACGCGAAGAGGAAGCCUUUAUGUGGUGUUUUCCUCUUUUAUAGCUUAAUAUUUCGAUUUCAAUUCCUCCCCGAUUAAAAUACGCUAGUUAGAUUGCAGACAUCUGUUUAAACUCGCGACAUGAACUCGAAUGGCUUCUAAUUUGGGAGUUUAAAACGAACUCAGCUCCCAGAAAUCUGUCUACAAGUUGAAGUUAACUUAGCUGUCUAUCCAGCAUUUGGCUUCCUCGGAUAACAAGCGGAGGGAACCAGAUGCGCCGAGUCAUUGUAAGUCUGAUGUUGAUGUCGGGUUUGAUGAUGAUGCAUUUUCCAUCAUAGAAAAUUGAGACCAUCAUUUUAUGAUGAUGGACAACUGAAGAGCUGCUAAUGGCUCCACUGUUCUUACACAUCUAUAAUCAAUCAAACCCACUUAAUUUGCUAAAAUUGGUUUUUUUCCAAUAAAGCGAAAUUUUCUGUUGACAUAUCUUCUUUUAAGGGCGUUUGGAAAAACCGCAAGUUGUAAUUGUGUUGUGAGAGCUUAAACACUCUCGCGUUUUACCCUAUUGUUUAGGAUUUCCUUCUAUUUUGGCUUCUUUGUUCGGACAAAACGAGUUAUAUCAGCCCAUCAGCAGUUGGUGAAUAAUUAACAUAUAUUUUACUUGAUCCUCAGAAAAAUUAUAUUUCUGUGUCUAUCUUUUUGUGCAAGAAAAUGUUCGAAUUUUCCUCAGUCGCUUCGACCAUGUGUUAGUUUUCCAUUUUCCUGCAGGGAAGGGAAGACUGUCCUCUGGUGAUUGCAUCCAUGGGUGAGAUAUUCGACAUAAAUUCAGUAAACUGAAAUAAUUGCAAGCGUUGUAGCAGUAUACUUGAGCUUGCCAAGAAUUAAUGCGUUUUUCAGAUACAACCAUUACAUCAAUUUUUUUUGAGGGGUUAUUGAUCCUACCUUCGCCUAAGAAUGGAUUUUUAUUAAAAUAGUGUUCCUUGUGUUUUGGUAGAAUUGUGGUCAUAUAGUUUGAACGUUCAUUGAAUAUUUUAUCAUAAAAUUUGUUCUGUUAAUUAUCCAUAAUGGCCUUUAAAUGGAGAAAAAAAACUCGAGAAACAGCAUCUGGUUGAUGAAAACAAAUUUGUAUAAAUGCAACUUGGCACAACAGACCAAAAUAUUAAUCAAGGGCUGUUUGACGCAAAUUUCUCUCUCAAGCGGCGAAGAACGUCAGAGGAACAACUUAGGCCCUUCUGGACUUCUAUACGGUUACCAACAUUACGAUGAGCAAGGCCUCGAAGGCUGUAGUAUCCUUCAGAUAUCGGGUGUGAUGUUAAUUGUGAAUUGCUUAAUACAACUUCCACUCACGAUAAUAAGACAAGAGAGAAACCUAUACUUGUGGCUCCUUGAACGGACGAAUAUCGCCCCUAUGGUCAAUUAUGUGAAUAUCUUUCCAUCAAGUUGUUUUCGCAGCCUAAAGCAGGGAAGCAAAUAGCUCAUUCUUUUAUCAAUUUUCUCAUUGUUUCUUUAAAUAGAGAGUUAAGAAAGAAUUGAUGUCGGGAUGUUUGACCCUAAAAUAUUUCCGAAGAUCUUCACUUUUGAGAUUUCCGCUCAAAAGUUUCAACUAUGAAUAGCGUAGUGAUUAAAAUUCCGCUGGGCGUGUCUAUUUUUGUCCACCAGCUUCAGUUUUCUUAUAAUCAAGGAGAAGAGAUGAAGCCGUUUUUAUUAUGCAUAUGGCGACGUCGUUACAUUUGAUUAAAUUCAUCUUCAAACAAAGUUUUCGUCUCUUUUCUAACAAACUUUAAUUUCCGUUUGCCAUUAGAACUCUUACUUUCAGAAAGAAAACCUGAUGCGCGGAACUGCGAUGUUGUUGAAAUGGUGGAAGGGAUAACUUUCUGAUUCUUCUCGAUUACUCAGCCUGAUAGUUUGUAACAAAGGAGAUUUUAAGAUUCGAUCUUCAGUCUCUAAUGAAUGUAGUGUGUAGUAGACGGAGUUUCAAUAAGGUAUCCGUAGAUAAGAGUUGAGUUAGUUCAGCAUUUUGUUUCUUUUGUUUUGUUACAGGUAGCAAACCAAGAGAUAACCCAUCAUUCUUCUCCCGAAUGAUUCUGGAUUUGGCGCUGUAUUUCUACUCAGCUAGUGUUCGUAAGUGUCACCAGCUGUCUCCAAGUGGUGCUUCGUUCUCAUUGGACGAGCACGAGGUCACGUGGCUCUGUUUGUACGCCUUUCAGAUGUGUCUUCGUAGAACGCAGUCUCGAUAUCGUGAAAUUCUGACAUUUCUGAGCAAAAGCUUGUCACAGAUACAUUUGUCUAAUCGGAUUAAACUGCCAGCCACUCCUUGGAAUGCAGCUUUGACUAAGCUCGUGAGAAAGAAGAGCUGAAAACGUCUCACAAAGCUCUUUCCGAGGAAUUCAAGAGAAGGAAAAUAGUCAUGGAGGAUCUUUAAAAUGGUUGAGGCUUUCAGGAACGAUGUUUUAUCAUAUAUUUGCCUGGACGCUAUGGGACGAUUACAUGAUUUAGGAUCUGUCAUCUGGUAUCAUGCGUCAAAGUGACCAAUCCAAUUUGUAAACCUAUCGCUUUGAAAGGAAGCCGAAAGAGGAUUUCUUUAACGUUGCGUUUCGGUUCUUCAUGAAAUACGGCAAGAAAGAAACAAAGCGAAUAGUUUUCAUUCAGAACAUGAAAAACUACCACUGAUGGUUCAUAAAUACUUAAUUUUCGCCGCAAAUUAUCAGCAUUUUUUCUUGAAACCUAGAAAGUUUUUACGAAGAUUUUCAGCUUUGUCUCGUGAUUCAUAGUUGAAUGGUAAAAGGAUCUGCCGUGGUGUAAGGCGAUCCGUUCGGUGUCAUCCACAGUGCAUGUGGCUUUUUAUGAGGGCUUUUACAUCUGUUCUUGCCGGUUUGUUUACCGUAUUCAUUCAUGAUCGGUGACAUUUGAAGUACUUUUAGUGUUCAUAAUUUGAGGAAAUAAUUAGUAAGUUCUACCAUUUUAUUGAUUAGUGAAAAAGGUAUCUGUCUUUCUAUCGAUUUUCUUGACAAGUCACCCAUAACUGACCGAGACCCAUCAAAAAUUGACAGCAAUAAUGAUUUAUUUCUUCCUCAAAAGCGGUGCUAAAUUCACGCGUUGAAUUAAAAUAAGUCUAAGGUUUGUAACUACACUUUUUUUUUCAUUAAGUUGCUGUAUAGUAAAAGCUUAAUCUUGUCACAGGAUGGAUUAAGUUCUUGGAUAUCCGAUUCAUGCGUGAAACCGUCAACAAAAUUACUUUGUCCUCGUGCAAUACAAUAAUGGAAUUAUGAAAAAUGUGGGCUAUCUUUCUGAAUCAAGGCCAAUUUUUUUCUUAUGUCUUAAGACCACAAAAGUCAUAGCUUCCAUGUCUAGACUAUUACAUCGAUUUAAAUCUUUUCUUUCUUCAUUGCCAACAUUAUAUUGUUCUAAGCCAGUUAGGGAACUUAAAUAUAUUUAGCUUUCAUUUCGCCAUUACUGUCUCUCAUAUGACUACUUUUGCUCCGGAUUACUCUAAUGUUCAUUAUAAUUUAUAAA
Messenger RNA from Pocillopora meandrina, 12351 nucleotides. Lineage: Eukaryota; Metazoa; Cnidaria; Anthozoa; Scleractinia; Pocilloporidae. The record is from the annotation of a GenBank genome assembly.